Messenger RNA from Rhizoctonia solani, 3270 nucleotides. Its product is annotated as ubiquitin carboxyl-terminal hydrolase. The coding region runs from base 1 to 3270 and encodes 1089 amino acids. The transcript is spliced from 8 exons. The record is from RefSeq and is a predicted model, not a curated record. Gene Ontology annotation, biological process: protein deubiquitination. Gene Ontology annotation, molecular function: cysteine-type deubiquitinase activity. Lineage: Eukaryota; Fungi; Basidiomycota; Agaricomycetes; Cantharellales; Ceratobasidiaceae.
AUGAUCUCAAUUGCCAAACAAAUGCCUCUGGAAUUAGGUUCCUAUUGGUUUGUAAUCUCAUACAAGUGGUUUCAAGUGUGGGAGGCAGCGGUCUUAGGAACCCCCAAUAAAGAUUUUCCCGACAUUACAGAGCAAACUCUUGGCCCUGUUGAUAAUCUGGACAUAGUAAAACCUGGAACAAAGGAAUUGCUUCCUGAUUUGGUAGAAGGGUAUGAUAUUGAGCUUGUGCCGGAGGACGCUUGGAAGAAAUAUGUAGAAUGGUAUGGCCAGCCAAAGAUCGAGCUCAAGCGCGAGGUUAUAGGAUGGCCAACAGCCAGUGGGCUGCCCGAGACUCGUGUUGAGGUUUAUCAGCCGAAGUUCACCACCUUCUUGCUUACGACUGGCGAUGGGCCCAUUCAAUGUUCUUCAUUCCAAAUAUCUUCUAAUGCUCCUCUUUCAACACUGGCUUCACAGGCAGCAUCUGUGCUUCAGGUUUCCCCCUCCGAUACUUUCCGAGUAUGGAACCUGCCGCCCAAAGUUCGCAAGUCUGGUAUCGAAGCCCACGAAGUGGAGCGUCACAGUUUGAUCCCGAUCUCUCUCACUAGUGAAGAACCUUUGACGGAUUUCAAUAGACUUGGUCGAGUACUUGCGGUCGAAGUUCGCUCCGCGAACACAUGGAUUCUUGACGCCGAAUCCGUUUCCAUUUCCAACGAUCCUAGCGUUCCUGUAGACGUUGGAGCCAAAUGGGAGAAUUUAGUUCCAGGAGUUCCGUUUAUGGGUCGGUUACCCCAAGUCCAUGUUCCCCGUGGGACGAUGGGCUUGCAAAACUUAGGGAAUACGUGCUUCAUGAACUCUGGGUUACAGUGCCUGCUGCAUAUUCCCGAGCUCGAACGGUACUUCCUUCAAGGACAUCACCUCGCCGAACUAAACCCCCACAACCCACUUGGAAUGGAAGGUCAAAUGGCAGAAGCCUUCAACAUCCUGGUGAAGCAAAUAUACCCGGCUGGGGCGAAACCCGGCCCUACGACUACACUCGACCCUUCCAAUGAUUAUUCCUCAUACGUGCCCUUGCAUCUCAAGGGGGUAGUUUGUCGCUGGGCUCCGGCUUUUUCGGGCUACCAAGAAUGCGACUCGCAAGAAUUGAUUGGAACCAUGCUCGACGGGCUACAUGAAGAUCUUAACCGGAUCCUCAAAAAGCCAUACGUUGAGAAGCCAGAAUGGCCGGAACACGACAGGGAAUCUAGUCGAGCGGAAUUAGAAGCUCGGAUCGCACAAGAAACGUGGGAUGGACAUGCUCGUCGGAAUGAUAGCAUCAUCACCGACUUAUUCCAGGGGAUGUACAAGAGCACAUUGACCUGCCCCGAUUGCGGAAAGAUAUCAGUGACGUUUGAUCCCUUUUUGACCCUAUCCCUGCCUCUACCGGCCAGUGUAUCAGCAUGGAAACACACUGUUUAUUUUGUCCCCUGGAGCACUCAAAAGCGUAGACUUGCAGUCCAGAUCGAACUUCCUAAAGAUUCAGUGACUGAAGAUUUGAAGCGCGCCUUAGAACACAAACUCGGUGUCGAAAGGGAUCGUUUUGUCGUUACCGAAGUGUGGAAACACAAAUUUUUCCAGUUUUUUGACAAUCGGAAAAACAUUACUGAGGUCGCCGAAAAAGAUAUGAUCAUAGCCUACGAGUUACCUAUCUCUGUCGGCUCAACAAACUCGGAUUCCGCACCCCAAGUCGUUCCAGUUUUACACGUUUCGUCAAACUCCGCAUUCGCAUUACCGUUCAUUGUGGUAUUGUAUCCUGAAAGCAGAGCCGAUUAUUCUGUGUUGAAAAGGCUCAUCGUGGAGCGCUACAACCAAUGGGUAUCCACCCCUGAUAUCACACCUGAAUCAUUCGAGCUCUAUGCCUAUGGUUCACACGGGCCAGGACCUAUGGAAACCGGGUUUCGUCUUGAGGACUCACUCUCCGACUUAAUCGACUUGCGGGCUCGAGGACAAGACCCCAAAAGAGGGACGCUGAUUAAUGCAAGCGAGGCUCUAGUGGCUAUUUGGGAACCUGACCAACGGAAUCGCCUUUUCCCCCGCGAAGGCCCCGCUUUCAACGAGUGGCAGGCCCACGGAUCUCAAACUCGGCAGUCUAAUAAGCAAGAGAUUACGCUCUCGGAUUGUCUAGACGAACUUACAAAGGUGGAACAGUUGGGCGUCAACGAUUCUUGGUACUGUUCGCGCUGCAAACAACAUCGGCAAGCAACAAAGCAGCUUCAGCUAUGGUCUUUACCUACGAUCUUGGUCCUCCAACUCAAACGAUUCGCAAAACGAUCCAAGAUUGAUAGAUUGGUUACGUUUCCUCUAGACGGACUGGAUCUGUCAGACCGAGUGGAAGAUGAAGGAUGCACUUACGAUUUAUUUGCCAUCGACGAACACAAGAGCAACGUCAUGUCGAGCGGACACUACACAACCCGGGCGAAGAACCAAUGCGAUGGGGCUUGGUAUCAUUAUCAGGAUAGUUUGGUGACCCCUACUACUCCAGAAGCAGCCAUUAAUCCUGGCGCUUAUUUGUUGUUUUAUCGCCGGCGGGGAGUUUCCCCUGAGGAUGCCUUGAAGAAAGUAAAGCGCAAGGGUAUAACGUCUGGCUCCCACAGCCAUUUAAUUUCGCUAAUAAUACCUGACUCGGUUCAGGGACUCAAUGUGGCAUUUGAAGAUCAUAACUUGGUUAUGAUUGUCAGGGUUUCUCGAUCACCCCGAUCACAUUUGUUUUUGAAGCGUACGAUUUGGCUGUUCUGGAGGGCAAGGAAAAUUGCACGUCGUCUUCAAGUUGGUCGAGAUUACAAGUUCUAUGGCGGACAGAAGCCUCCAAAGUCCCUGCAAGUUCUCGACGAGUCUACCCUAGAUCACUCGGCCACUCAAUUGAUUACACCCAAAUUGGCACCUGCGGUACAUAUUUUAUUCAAGGAGCACGAAGCUUUCGAGAGGUUCAUCAAGGCCAUUCGAGAUUUGAGAUUGGCUGUGCUAAAGUUUGCUCUCGCGCCGAACAGGGGUAGAUUACUUGAUAUCAAGGUCGAGUUGGAUACGGCUCAGCGGAGGUACGAGGCGACGAGGCAGAGUCAUUUCCUAGAGGAAUUGAGAGACGAAGAUGCGGAUUACGAUUGGAAUGCGAAGAUGGAACAGUUUGUGGGUUUGAUGGAUAUCGUUUCGUGCUUGCUACUUCUCUUUGACGAGGCAUUGGUUCGUGGGCGACGUGAUAAGGAUGUUUAUGGAUGCUGUAUUGAAGCCCUUUUCUUAGCCUCUGAUGUGGCAAGGUGA